This is a messenger RNA of Daucus carota subsp. sativus, 1792 nucleotides long. RefSeq names its product putative E3 ubiquitin-protein ligase XBAT31. NCBI's taxonomy places the organism in Eukaryota, Viridiplantae, Streptophyta, Magnoliopsida, Apiales, Apiaceae. The transcript is spliced from 8 exons. The coding region runs from base 179 to 1534 and encodes 451 amino acids. Gene Ontology annotation, molecular function: protein binding. The record is from RefSeq and is a predicted model, not a curated record.
ACAGGUCCGCUGGUUUACGGCUCUCCUCCGUACAAAUAAUACAAGUACUUUAUUUCAAAGCAUAUUACUCCAGUAGUAGUCCAUAUGACUUAGAAAACCACAUUGCUAGAUACUUUUGUGAUCAAACCCCACCACUCGCCGCCGUGAGAGGUGGCGCGUGACCAUCAAUAAAGUGGGGAUGGGUCAGGAAAUCAGCUGUAUAAGGCAAGGAGCGCGUGAGCAUGCUCUGUUCAGAGGUGUUCAAAAUGGAGAGCUCGAAAUAGUUCAAGCCAUGGUUGACCAUGACCCAUCUGUUUUGUCUAGGACCACUGUUCAUGGCAAUCUCUUUGCACUUCAUGUUGCUGCUGUUCAUGAUCAGAUCGAGAUUCUUUCUAUGCUGCUGGAGAGAUCUGUUAAUCCGGAUAUCUUGAAUCGACACAAGCAGACCCCAUUGAUGUUGGCCGCGAUGUCUGGGAAUAUCUCUUGCGUCGAAAGGCUUAUCCAAGCAGGUGCAAAUAUUCUUAAGUUUGAUUCACUUCAUGGACGAACCUGUUUACACUAUGCUGCGUACUAUGGCCAUCUGGAUUGCCUGCAAGCUAUACUUUCGGCUGCCCAUUCUUCCCAUAUUGCAAUUUCUUGGGGGUUUGCGAGAUUUGUCAACAUAAGGGAUGGAAGUGGUGCUACUCCACUGCACUUGGCAUCACGUCAAGGGUCUGCUGACUGCAUUCACUUUCUUCUUGUCAAUGGGGCUCUUGUUUCUGCCUCUACUUGUGGUUAUGGCUCCAGUUGCAGCUACCCAGGGAGCACCCCACUGCAUUUGGCAGCUCGCGAAGGUUCUUUGGACUGUGUCAGGGAAUUGCUUGCUUGGGGUGGAGAUAGACUUCAGACAGAUUCAUCUGGGAAGAUUCCGUACACGGUUGCUUUGAAACACAAACAUGCAGCAUGUGCAGCCUUGUUAAACCCUUCAUCUCCAGAACCUCUAGUGUGGCCAGCUCCUUUGAAGUUCAUCAGUGACCUUAAUCCAGAGGCAAGAACUCUAUUAGAGAAAGCCUUAAUUGCAGCAAAUAAGGACAGGGAAAGGGUUAUCUUGAGGGACACAAUGAACUCAUUUUCAUCAUCCCCUGUACAUUCUGAUUCUGGGCUUGCAGAGGAUAUUUCUGAGGCAAGUGAUGUUGAUUUAUGCUCCAUUUGUUUCGAGAAAAUCUGCACUAUUGCCGUCAAGGAUUGUGGUCACCAGAUGUGCGCACAGUGCAUGCUAAUCUUAUGUUGCCACAAUAAGCCAAAUGCUGCCAGUAGUUGUUCAAAAUCACCACUAUGCCCAUUUUGCAGAAGCAACAUUAGCGAACUGGUUGUUGCUAAUGUCAUGGCAAACACCAGUACGGAUGAGGAGCUCAGCCCUUCAAAGCCAAGGAGAUCAUCAAGAAGGUCUUUCAAUAGUGAAGGCAGCAGCAGUAGCUUUAAGAGUUUGUCAGCACUGAGCUCAUUUGGAAGGACAGGCGGUCGAAAUUCAGGAAGAGUUGUUGCAGAAUGCAGUGAAGAUCUUGAUAAGUUUUGAAACCGUAAUAAAGUCCAGAAAUAGAGAAGUCGCUAUAAUCUUAAUGUGAGCUUACGUAGUCGAGUACACCGUUUUGUAGGGUUAUGCAAUGAUUUGCUUUCGUCUCUGGUAGCUUUAAGUUGCGAAAGUUGUGAUCAAGGUUAGCAGCCUGAGUGAAACAUGGAUGCAAAACAUCCAUACUUUUUUCCCCGGCUAUGACAAAGGAAGAGAUCCAUUGUCCGGCCAAGGAAAACUAAUAAGAUACAAGUCUUUACUCAA